Messenger RNA from Thalassophryne amazonica, 2063 nucleotides. It is a transcript of the gene eif5, whose product is annotated as eukaryotic translation initiation factor 5. NCBI's taxonomy places the organism in Eukaryota, Metazoa, Chordata, Actinopteri, Batrachoidiformes, Batrachoididae. Gene Ontology annotation, cellular component: cytosol. The record is from RefSeq and is a predicted model, not a curated record. The coding region runs from base 481 to 1770 and encodes 429 amino acids. Gene Ontology annotation, molecular function: GDP-dissociation inhibitor activity; translation initiation factor activity; eukaryotic initiation factor eIF2 binding. The transcript has 12 exons. Gene Ontology annotation, biological process: translational initiation; formation of cytoplasmic translation initiation complex; formation of translation preinitiation complex.
UCGCUCGACGCGAUAGCAGCAUUUCGCGGAAUAUUCCAGAGUAAGGUGCCCCUACCCAGAGGACAUCGCAGAUAACUUCCCGUGUCUAUGAAUCUGAUAUCUACGCCGUUUGGAUGCUUGAUGUCGUGUAAUUGUGCGUCUUUGGCGGAAAAAUACUAAUAAAUAAGAGACCCAGCUGCAGUCAAUACAACAUCAGCUUCAGCGAAACGCAACCGUUCACUGCGGCUGUUGGACGAUCAGCGUUGUGUUUAUGUCUUUGUUUUGCGAAAACGAGCUGUUGCGCAGCCGUUGGAACCUGUGUGGUGGAAAUCUAGCCUUCAAGCAAGGAACUUGCAGCCGCAGCGGCACAGCGUUUUUCAUGUCAGAGACCGAGCACGCUUGUAGUCGUUUAUGUCAUCCCUUCUUUUCCAGACAGAAGAUCCCGAAAAAUCCCCAACCACGAUCCUUUUAUCUUACUGAUAGUGCUAACAUCCAGCCAAAAUGUCUGUCAACAUCAAUCGCAGUGUGUCAGACCAGUUCUAUCGCUACAAGAUGCCCCGUCUGAUUGCCAAGGUUGAAGGCAAGGGGAAUGGAAUAAAGACAGUCAUUGUCAACAUGGUUGAUGUUGCAAAGGCACUGAACAGGCCUCCAACAUACCCAACCAAGUUUUUUGGUUGUGAACUCGGUGCUCAGACCCAGUUUGAUACCAAAAAUGACCGGUACAUCGUCAAUGGAUCCCACGAGGCGAACAAGCUGCAGGACAUGCUUGAUGGGUUCAUCAGAAAAUUUGUGCUGUGUGCCGAGUGUGACAACCCUGAAACUGAUCUGCAUGUGAAUCCCAAGAAACAAACCAUCUGCACUUCCUGUAAGGCUUGUGGUUACUCCGGCAUGCUAGACACCAGACACAAACUCUGCACGUUCAUUCUCAAAAACCCACCAGAGAACAAUGACAGUGGAUCUGCAUCUGCAAAGAAGGAAAAAGAGAAGAAGAAUCGCAAGAAGGACAAGGAGAAUGGCGGAGGGCAGGCAGGAAACCAUGACAAUGUUGACGCUCCAGAUGCUGUGGAUGGGAAUGAUGAUGAUGAGGACUGGGCGGAGGAGACGACAGAGGAGGCACAGAGGCGGCGAAUGGAGGAGAUCAGCGACCAUGCCAAGAACCUUACACUCAGCGAGGAUCUGGAGAAACCCCUGGAGGAGAGGGUCGACAUGUUCUACAACUUUGUGAAGCAAAAGAAGGAGAGUGGAACCAUCGACGGGGCUGAUAAAGAGAUCCUGGCUGAGGCAGAGCGUCUGGAUGUGAAGGCCAUGGGUCCUCUCAUCCUCAGCGAGCUGCUGUUUGACGAGAACAUCCGUGACCAGAUCAAGAAGUACAAACGCCACUUCCUGCGAUUCUGCCACAAUAAUAAAAAAGCCCAGAAGUAUCUAUUGGGGGGCUUUGAAUGUGUGGUGAAGCUCCAUCAUGUCCACCUGCUCAACCGUGUCCCCAUCAUCCUCAAAGACCUGUAUGAUGCAGACCUGCUGGAGGAAGAAGUCAUCUUUGCCUGGGCAGAGAAGGUUUCUAAGAAGUAUGUCACGAAGGAACUCGCCAAAGAGAUUCACGCCAAGGCUGCGCCUUUUGUCAAAUGGCUGAAAGAGGCAGAGGAAGAGAGCGAGGGCAGCGAGGAAGAAGAGGAGGAAGAUGAUGAAAAUGUGAAGGUGGUGUACUCCUCUUCUGCUCGCGAGCUGAAAGUGGAGACUGUGAAACCAGAAACGCCUGACAAAGAGGACGACAUCGAUAUUGAUGCCAUCUGAACAAGAGGAUGGUUAUGUUUUCUUGUGCUGUGGCUUUGACUCACAAUGACUUACAUGAUCUUAAAUGGCUAGCUGUUCCCUGUUUUACUACCUACCCCCCAGUCCUCAUUCCCGCCCUCUGCUUUGUGGCAUGACUUAACUUGGCGCUUUACUUGCAGCACAGUAAUUGUAAUUUUGAGAUAUAGUCAGAGGAUUUUAAUCACAUGGGUCUUGGGGGGGUCAUUUGAUUGCACUUUUUUUUUUUUUUUGGUCCCUGUAUUUUUCCAGUCAAUAAAUGAAUGUUUUGCUAUCAC